Molecule: messenger RNA, 2364 nt
Organism: Populus nigra (black poplar)
Lineage: Eukaryota; Viridiplantae; Streptophyta; Magnoliopsida; Malpighiales; Salicaceae
Product: protein LUTEIN DEFICIENT 5, chloroplastic
Exons: 16
Coding region: 193-2076 (627 amino acids)
Biological process (GO): xanthophyll biosynthetic process
Cellular component (GO): chloroplast
Molecular function (GO): iron ion binding; oxidoreductase activity, acting on paired donors, with incorporation or reduction of molecular oxygen; heme binding
Source: RefSeq, a predicted model, not a curated record
UGUUUUGUAGCGGUUAGAAAUCGAGGAGCGCCAGCCAUAUAAUGAUAAGAAAGGAAUGAUUUACAGAUGUUGUCUUGUGCUCUCUUGUCUGGGCAGCGUUGAUAAAACAUACAAACACUCGCACCAUCCGAUGAUGUUCGUAUGAGCAGUGUCAUUGGAACUCUGUGUCUGUCACAUACAGAGGACAAGUAAAUGGCUGCCAAUAUCUCUCUCCUUAACGUCCCAUCAUCACCAUCCAUCUGUGUUCAUAAGCUUCAAAUCCCACCCAUCAUCACCUCAUCUUCGUUUCCUGCCAUACAAAAUGGAGGGAAAUGUAAAUUUAGUAGCAUUCUAGCUUGUGCUUCUUCUUCAAAUGGGAGAGAGCCGGAGUCUGUGGACAAUGGCGUGAAGAAAGUAGAGAAGAUUCUUGAGCAGAAACGACGGGCUGAAUUGUCUGCCAGGAUUGCUUCUGGAGAGUUCACAGUGCAGCAAUCUGGUUUUCCAUCUGUAUUGAGGAAUGGCUUGUCAAAAUUGGGAAUUUCAAAUGAGAUUCUGGACUUUCUAUUCAAAUGGGCUGUUGACAUGGACAAAGAUUAUCCGAAGAUUCCAGAGGCGAAAGGGAAAAUAAGCGCCAUCAGGAGUGAGCCCUUCUUCAUACCCUUGUAUGAGCUUUACCUCACAUAUGGUGGUAUUUUUAGGCUGACUUUUGGACCCAAGUCCUUUUUGAUUGUUUCCGAUCCUUCCAUUGCCAAACAUAUACUGAGGGACAAUUCAAAGGCUUAUUCUAAAGGUAUCUUAGCAGAAAUUCUAGAAUUUGUCAUGGGAAAAGGACUCAUCCCAGCAGAUGGGGAGCUAUGGCGUGUCCGAAGACGUGCUAUAGUGCCCUCAUUGCAUCAGAAGUAUGUAGCAGCCAUGAUUAGCUUAUUUGGAGAAGCAACAGAUAGGCUUUGCAAAAAGCUAGAUGCAGCUGCUUUUUAUGGGGAAGAUGUAGAGAUGGAGUCCCUCUUCUCCCGUUUAACACUGGAUAUCAUUGGCAGGGCAGUAUUUAAUUAUGACUUUGAUUCACUAACAAAUGAUACUGGAAUAGUUGAGGCUGUUUACACAGUUUUGAGAGAAGCAGAGGAUCGAAGUGUUGCACCAAUUCCAAUAUGGGAGAUCCCAAUUUGGAAAGACAUUUCACCUAAGCAAAAGAAAGUUGCUGCAGCACUCAAACUGAUCAAUGAUACACUUGAUGAUCUGAUUGCUAUUUGCAAGAGGAUGGUUGAUGAAGAAGAUCCACAGUUCCAUGAGGAAUACAUGAAUGAACAAGACCCCAGUAUUCUCCACUUCCUGCUGGCAUCAGGAGAUGAUGUUUCUAGCAAGCAACUCCGUGAUGACUUGAUGACAAUGCUUAUAGCUGGCCAUGAAACAUCUGCUGCAGUUUUAACAUGGACCUUUUAUCUUUUAUCAAAGGAGCCAAUAGUUAUGUCCAAGCUCCAAAAUGAGGUUGAUUGUGUUCUAGGGGAUCGAUUUCCAACCAUAGAAGACAUGAAGAAACUAAAGUACACAACUCGAGUAAUUAAUGAAUCAUUGAGGCUCUAUCCACAACCACCAGUCUUAAUUCGUCGCUCUCUUGAGGGUGACAUGCUCGGAAAGUACCCCAUAGAAAGGGGUGAGGAUAUAUUUAUUUCGAUCUGGAACCUCCACCGCAGUCCAAAUCUUUGGGAUGAUGCAGAUAAAUUCAUUCCUGAUAGAUGGCCUUUAGACGGGCUCAAUCCAAAUGAAACAAACCAAAAUUUCUGCUAUUUGCCCUUCGGUGGAGGACCACGGAAAUGCGUAGGUGACAUGUUUGCUUCUUUUGAGGCUGUAGUGGCCGUUUCCAUGCUUGUUCGGAGAUUUAACUUUCAAGUGGCACUUGGAGCACCACCGGUUGGAAUGACAACAGGAGCAACAAUUCACACAACAGAAGGGUUGAAGAUGACAGUCACACGACGAACAAGACCUCCCAUAAUGCCAAAACUGGAGAAGACAAUGUUUGAAGUGGAUGAAUCAACUAGUGGUCCUGAAGGAGAGACCCAGCUGGGUCCGAAAAGUGAAGUUUCUUCUGCCAAUUUCUGAUUGCUAUCUUGUUAAGAUCAGCUACGCACCAUAUUGGAUAUGGCUGUCAUGGAAAGGAAAUAGGAAUAAUAAAGUAAAAGGAAAUUUAAAGGAUUCCCCUUACCAGUUUGAAGGUUUGAAAAUAUGCAACCAUCCUGGAAUCGGUUGGGGUUCAUUUCCUUUCAAGACACAGGUACAAUUCCCCAAUUGGUGUUGUGUUUAUUUCCAAAUGGAUUAUAUCAUGAUCUAUACCACUGUAUCAAUUCCUUUUUGAGUAAAACGAUUGUGGGCCAAGACAAGUUAUACGCA